CCAGUUUUAGAUGGUGUUCUUCGCGGCGGCUGUGGUGGUGAUAUUUGCGAAAUGGCCGCCGUGACUGACUGCUUUACAUUAGGUAGUACUGUUUGGUGUCGGACGUGUUACAAUCAAGAGAUCGAGGGCGAUGUUUUGGCCUUUGACGAGCAAACCAAAAUCUUAAUACUGAAAUGCCCGACAGCUAGCGGAAUCAACAAUCUGCACGAUGUGCAGUUCAUCAAUUUGGCGCUCGUCAGUGAGUUGCAGGUCAAGAAGGAAGUCACUACACCACCGGAGGGACCACAGUCACUCAAUCUGCAGAGGCUGAACACCAGGAUCAGGAAUCAGGUUGACGAGAAGAAACGUCUGCUGACUUCCUUGUCCUCAUCCGUGCCCCCAGAGGGUCAGAGACUCUUUGUGGCCAUCUCCAAAAUGUUCAAGGAGGUGCAGUGGAGGAACGCUGACAUUGUCGUCUGGAAUAGCCAAGUUAUUAUCACCCCUCCUUACCAAGUUGAGAACGUCAAAGGCAACACGGACAGCAAAGAGUUUUCAUUUGUCAAGAAACUGGUUGAGAAACAUCACAAAGACACAGCAUUAAGUCAGACGACCUCCGUGAAUAACCAAGUUGUCCAACAUAAUGCAAAUAUGCAAUAAGGACAGCAGGAAGAGAGAGAGGAGACAGAGAGAGAGAGAGAGAGAAAGAGCGAAGAGUAUGUAAAGCGGGGAAAGCAGAGCGAAAAUAGAAAAGGAGAGGCGCAGCGAGAUGGAGGGUAUUUAAUUGAAACAAAUUAAUCCACCAAAA
Molecule: messenger RNA, 784 nt
Organism: Nicrophorus vespilloides
Lineage: Eukaryota; Metazoa; Arthropoda; Insecta; Coleoptera; Silphidae
Product: protein LSM12 homolog
Exons: 4
Coding region: 52-636 (194 amino acids)
Source: RefSeq, a predicted model, not a curated record